CUUCGCGACAACCAACAAAAGGUACCUAACACAGGUAGUCUACCUACUCAGUCUCCUCACGUCACGAGUUUUUGCAUCGUAACGAUUGAUUGUGUCUAUCACAGGCAUAUUCACCACAUGCCAGUCUCCUGCGUAUUAUAGGAAUUGCAGCGAUGCCUCGACCGGCUGCUGUCCCGCGACCGCAGUCGGUUUGCCAGAUCUGCGACUCCAUCAUCGCUCGCCGUUUUUAUUCUACAAAACCCGCAUUGAGCUCUCAUAAUACUACCCGGCAUCGACCGCAAAUAGUACAACAUGCUCUACGAGCAAAUGCAGUCCAGAAGGCCCUCUUAGCCUCUACUGUACUAUCAACUAAAAAGAAGAUACUAGAGACUGGUAACACUCGGCAUACUCUAGGAGAGCAUGAUAGUAAAAUCAGGGCAACACCUAAGACAGCAGCGAGCGAAGAGCUGUCAUCUGUCACUAAUAUGAUGACUUAUUUGGAACGGAGCAAAUCAAAAGUACUCUCGAACAAACGCAUACCGUCAGAAGCGGACGUGAGUGCUGCUCUCCUGGCAUGUCGCGUAGUGGCCGAUUAUAUUAUGGACGAUGCUGUACAACCACAAAUCGCUCAUAUGAUAAAUGAGUUUGACUCAGCCGCUUCUGAACUACUUUCGUUGGAUAGCACAAGCAAUCCUAACUUCCCCAAGUCCAUAAAUACUGCUACUGCCAGUAUAGCGAGUCAGGUCAAGCAGAUCAUCGAUAAGAUAUCAGACACCGCCUACGCGGUAUUAGCUCACCCGCCUGUCUUCAUAACACCAGAACUACUGGAAAAAUAUGUCGACGUACAAGCACGUCUAGGCAAACCAGAAACACUCCCCCAAGUGUUUCAACUGUAUGCAUCAAAACCCAUGCCUCGCGAAGGAGCUGGGUCUAUCAGCUACGCAAAGCAGAAUCCCAACAAGGUAGCAAAUGCCAUUGAGCCUAAUGUGAUCGAGAAAGCUCUGGACACUGCAAUUGAGGCGAGAAACUUAGAUGCGGCAGUUGGAAUUAUCGAGAAUACCUAUGCCACGAAAGCUUUCAUCCGAAACAAGCUCUUACGCAAGGCCCUACUACCCGUGGGGACCUUUGCAGCCACACCGUUGGCGGCAUACGUCCUUGCUAGGAACUUUUCCGAUCUUCAAAAUACUAUGGAUAGCGCUACCGCGACUAAUGUUGCGUUCGCUGGUAUAUUGGCUUACGUAGGCUUCACAGCAUCGCUCGGCGUUGUAGCCCUACUUACUACAAACGACCAGAUGAAGCGAGUGACCUGGGCCCCGGGAGUACCUUUACGACUACGGUGGAUAAGGGAAGAAGAGAGGGCUGCGUUGGACAAGAUUGCUUGUGCGUGGGGAUUUCGAGAGAAGUGGCGCCAAGGCGAGGAGGAGGGAGCGGAUUGGGAUGCCUUGAGAGAGUAUAUCGGUCAGAAAGGAAUGGUCUUGGAUCGGACAGAACUAAUGGAAGGGAUGGACUUCUAGUAGAUCUAAAGCCCACCUAUUCCUUAACUACUGGAUGAGAUAACGUUAGUUUAGAGCCAGAUCUGCUCUUUUAGCAACGAUCUUCGCCAAGAUCUGGUCGCGACGUUAUUGCACCUAGGCACCCCACCGCGGACGUCGGAAGUGAAAGGUAGCGGAUCUAUCUGUCUAUGUACAGCGAUCCGGACGGGGGUCAUGUGAAUAAGAAAGCAUGGCAAACCUAUUGUUGUUAUUAGUCUACAUCAUUACUCGCAUAUCGGCCUUAAGGAAGGGAUAAGCUAUCGAUUUCUACAGCCUUCAUACUGGAGACUUAAACAUGUGGCGGCCGCUCUCUCGGUGUAUAGACAGGGACUGCGCGACUUGUCAUGGCUAGGCAACGCAUCAUAGGACGCUUCGGCUGUACUUGGCGUUCAUCGAUACUUUACCUCUAGCUUUGAGACUUCAUGUCUUUGUUCGAUUAUAUAAUAAGGCCUUUGUCCUC
This is a messenger RNA of Daldinia vernicosa, 1971 nucleotides long. RefSeq lists its product as uncharacterized. Lineage: Eukaryota; Fungi; Ascomycota; Sordariomycetes; Xylariales; Hypoxylaceae. The coding region runs from base 153 to 1493 and encodes 446 amino acids. The transcript has 2 exons. The record is from RefSeq and is a predicted model, not a curated record.